Molecule: messenger RNA, 2794 nt
Organism: Mycena citricolor
Lineage: Eukaryota; Fungi; Basidiomycota; Agaricomycetes; Agaricales; Mycenaceae
Source: the annotation of a GenBank genome assembly
GCCGUAUGGAUCUCGUUGUCGCGGUCCCCGAUGGCCAGUAUGAGCUCGACUAGCAGAGUCAACGACUGAUCUUUCUGCCGUGCCUCCCGCAGCGCUUCGAUCGCUAUGUUGAAGUCCCGGACGGAAAGAGAAGCAGACGUGUCAACAAGGUGUUCUCUAAUAGCUUGCGCAACACCAUUCACACUGCCUGCCAUCUGCGCACGACGGAUGGCAUGCACGGCUGCUGAUUCCGGCGGAGGACGGGGAGGCUCCACUGUUUGAGGAGCAGCGGGGUCUGCAGAAUCUAGAGCGGUGGCGGAGAGCGGAGGGAGAGGCGCUGUUGCCGAGGAAUGCAGUGGAGGAAGAGCUGCAGCCUCUUCGGCGGCAACCAGACGGGGAGACGGAGGCGAACUCGAUGUCGAGUUUCUACGAACCAGAGCCGGCGCAGGGGGUGCGACUGCUGCGUCCUGUUCGUCUGGGGAAAGCGCCGCUGUGAAAGCGUGCCUUGACCGCGCAUGCAACUGCACAGUCUUGAGGAUGCCUGCCGGCGGCGCGUUCGGGGAGGGAGAAGACGAGGAGGAGAGGCUGUAGCUACGCGGGCGUUUGCGCGAGGAGGUGUUCAACGAGACACGGUGGGAUAUGACCAAAUCCUGUUCUUCCUCGUCGGUCGGCGCGACGCUUGUGUCCUGCGACGACAUGGCGUUAGCCUGCGUCACCGCGCGACCAGCGCCGCCGUAGCCCGACUGGAAACGACUGCCGGUGUACUUUUGACCUCCCGGCCCAGGCCCAUUGCUCGACCCCCCACUCGAGCUGGGUCCCGCGCGGGCACCCGCGGGUGACGAGCUGGAUGAGGAAUGGAGGACAUUGCGGAGUGUAUGAUGGGAUUGGUUCUGGGCCGCGACAGCUGCCCGAGAAGUGCUGUGGAGGAGCUGGGUUGCGACCUUGGGUAGCAUUGGAAGGUGCUAGCCCCGGCCGAGUUCUGUGCGGAGUCAAAACCAAACAACUCAGACAGAUAUCCUGACGGCCCUUCGACACGAAUCACUUCGGCAGACGGCAGCGAAAAAAAGACGUCCCGAGAUUGUCCGAGUCACGCUCCGUACACGUGCCGUCCAUGAUGUAAGUCACAUGGGGCGCGAUUGAUGUGCCAUCUUCAUACAAACUGCCCCGACCUUUCAACGACAACGCGAUGCCCUCAUCCUUUUGAACCCUUGAACACCCGUUACACGGUUACAACUCGGUGGAAUAAUCAGCGCACUGGUUUGGUGCCUACCCAUCGACGCGGCUGAUGGGUCAGUCAUCGAGGACUAGAGAGCUACAAGCAAAGCUUCAAUUCCAACCCCCACCGCUUGAUGUGGUGAUCUCAGAGGAGACUGUUCUCAAUCUCGCAAAGUACACCCUCCAUUUGAACGUUUGCGAGGUGGGGAUACCAGGACCUGGUGGCGGGCAACACAAUUUCGUAAAGUGUGACCAGGAUAUGGGAUGCUGGUGGCUCUUCUUCUGGCAUCAGAUCAAAAGACACACCAUCGUCAAAGGCAAAUCGUUCUUCCAGUGUGAUCUCACGAAAUGCAGUGCCCGGGUCCACCAGAGCGAAGCGGCGCUGCACAGGCAUGUCGAGUCCUCGCACAUGAAGGGAGUCUACUUCCCUUGUCCCUUUACCGACUGCCGGUCAUCUUCUUCUGUCUCUGGUCGUACUGCAAAGCCACACCUGUACGAUCGGGAACGAGACCUCAUUCAUCACAUUAAGACAAAGCAUGAAGCCAUGAUAGGGAUGACGCUCUCCUACAUGUCGCCUCUUCUACUACCGAGUAUGCGUCCUCGGCCCAUGUCCCUUGAUCCACCGCCCGCACUCCCAUUAGACAGAAUACCAGUCACUCGUCUACGGGUCGAGCUGUCGCCGCAAAUCCACGUCCGGACCAGCGGAUGGCAGCAACGCGCACCAAAUCUGCGCCCACACAUGCCAAUGCAAGAACAGUCCGAGGCGUCGUACUUCACUUUAUUGCCACCGCAGGGCGCCACUGCCGGCCGCAUCAAGGCAGCGCGCCGAACGAAAUUAUCCAAGGCCUCGUCCUUCUCCGAGCUCUCGCAGACACAGAAUCUGACUCGGGCGAAAGACGAGAACGAGUGUGAAUACGACUUGGCCAUGUUGGACGAAAUUUCAUGGGACGAGACAAGUCGGAUUCUCAUCCCGGAGCAGGCGACGAAACCUCCAUUCUUCGAUGUACAUCCACGAGAUAAAGAGUUCGAGCGCGCAGUGACAGUCUCUGGACCGGUAUUUCUACCAGAAACGCAGCUCCCUGAGCACACGCCCAAAAUCAGCAUUUUCUACAAUGUGUUGGCUACUCGAUACUACAAGCAGCUGGCUGAUGGAGAGGAGCCUGCUGCAUAAUUCUUGCAACGUGUGUAUUGAUAGUCGCCGCACCUUACAGUGCAAUUAUCUGACAUGACCACCCAGAAGCUACGUGAGUUAUUAUCUCUGAAUCAGGGGAGCCUCGAAUUUGAAUCGAUGGCUCGGGUUCCAGGUGCUCGAAUUCACCUCUUGAUCAGCGACAGGAUGGCGCAGCUCCCAGCGGAUUGGACGCCAAGCCACCCUGGCAGCCAGCCCACCCCAUUGGCAUCGAAGGCUGGCUUUCUUGCGGCAUCAAUGCCAAAAUUAUUGGGACCCAUGACUGAUUGGGACGAGCCGCUCAUGACCAAUGUUCAAGUUGGUGUGCUGAUGAAAGACGUGCUAGGCCUUUGGCAAGCGAGGCGCGUCGACUGGGUGUGACAAGAACUUAAUGAUCUCAGAUCCCCAGCGCCGGCAGACCGAAGUGAAAGC